This is a messenger RNA of Brugia malayi, 177 nucleotides long. RefSeq lists its product as uncharacterized. Bases 1 to 177 code for a protein of 58 amino acids. The transcript has 2 exons. The record is from RefSeq and is a predicted model, not a curated record. Lineage: Eukaryota; Metazoa; Nematoda; Chromadorea; Rhabditida; Onchocercidae.
AUGAUAAAGAACUGGAAGCUUGACGAUACAAAUUUAAAAAUUGGUAAAAAUGAUGGACAAGUGUGUGUGGAAUUGAACACUUUCGAUGCUGAUUUUGACCAAGUGAUGCGCAAAUUUAGGAUGGGUAAUUUUCAGUGUACUUAUUUUGUACUCUGCGAUAAGAAGCUAAGUAAAUAA